CCACCCACCGCCUCCUGUCACGUCAUACAUACCACCGGAGCUCGUACCUGCCCUCUUUGCCUCUCAGGUGGUACAAAAGCUCCACGCAUGCGAAGUGACUCACCUUUUUCUCUCUAAGACAUAAGUUCGACUCUUGGGCCCAUUAUGGCGGAUGAUGAUUUCUCCACUGCCGAUGCUGGGGCCUCUACAACAUACCCAAUGCAGUGCUCUGCAUUGAGGAAGAAUGGCUAUGUCAUGCUGAAAGGACGUCCCUGCAAGAUAGUUGACAUGUCUACCUCCAAGACCGGCAAGCAUGGGCACGCAAAGGUUCACCUUACUGGACUUGACAUCUUUACUCAGAAGAAGUAUGAAGAUAUCUGUCCAUCAACCCACAACAUGGACGUUCCAAAUAUAACAAGGAAAGACUAUCAGGUAAUUGAUGUCGCUGACGGUUUCUUGGCUCUCAUGGAUGACAAUGGAGAAACCAGAGAGGACCUUAAAUUACCAGAGGGUGACCUGGGCAAAGAGAUUGAGAGGAGGUUCACUAACGGGGACCAGUUUAUGGUCUCUGUGUUAAAAGCUAUAGAUGAAGAGCAUGUAGUUGGCACUAAGACCAUGACUUCCUAAUAAGUCCAGGACAACGCUGGAGACCUCACGGUCCUAUCCUCCAUUAUGGUUUUGGAGCCUCACCAAAGCUACUGGCCUUUACCCGCGCAUCUCCACCAGUUUCGCAGCUGUCAGCUAAAAUCCAGAAACUGGUCUUGGUCAGCCUCUUCUGUACCUUGGGCUCAGACCUGCCUGGCAUUCUCUUCAAGCAAACAAGUUAUCUUCCCCUUACCACCACAAUAUAACUUUACAAUAUAAUUAUUCCAGUAUUUCCUACCAAUAUUCCAACAAUCCAUAACAUUCCUGUUAGAGUACUGGUAAUUUUUUUUUUUCUCCCCUCUCUCUUUGC
Molecule: messenger RNA, 934 nt
Organism: Archocentrus centrarchus (flier cichlid)
Lineage: Eukaryota; Metazoa; Chordata; Actinopteri; Cichliformes; Cichlidae
Product: eukaryotic translation initiation factor 5A-1-like
Exons: 5
Coding region: 145-606 (153 amino acids)
Biological process (GO): positive regulation of translational elongation; positive regulation of translational termination
Molecular function (GO): ribosome binding; RNA binding; translation elongation factor activity
Source: RefSeq, a predicted model, not a curated record